Colletotrichum godetiae is the source of this 477-nucleotide messenger RNA. RefSeq lists its product as uncharacterized. NCBI's taxonomy places the organism in Eukaryota, Fungi, Ascomycota, Sordariomycetes, Glomerellales, Glomerellaceae. The transcript has a single exon. The record is from RefSeq and is a predicted model, not a curated record. Bases 143 to 388 code for a protein of 81 amino acids.
ACCCCUCGCAGCUGCCUACAUGACGAAUAGUCAGACGUAUCUGCACACCAGCGCCAUGUUACACCUCACCAUUUACACCUGGUCAUUUGAACCUGACCAUUUACACCCGGCCGAAAAGUAAUCGAGCCCGAGAGAGAGCUCCAUGUGCGACGUCACCAGACGGAAAAGCGUAGAUCCUGGGCUUGAGCCUCGGAUGAAGCCCGCGAAGCCCACGAAACCUGGAGGAAGCCGGAAAGAGCCGCCGGAUCCUCAGCCGCAUUAUGGAGUGCGGGAAGGACACACAGGGUCCACCGAGACGAUGCACGAUCCUAGGAGGGCCCAAGGCACAAACCAGGAGCCGGAACCCUGGAGAUGGUUCGUCCGGGAGAUCUUAAACCCCUGCGCCUAAACGUUCCCCCAUCGGAACUUGAAAGUCAACCUAUGGAGAAGCACUCUGCCACCCGAGAGAUAUUGGGAACAGAGACGGCGAUUGAUGUU